Messenger RNA from Blepharisma stoltei, 1586 nucleotides. The record is from the annotation of a GenBank genome assembly. NCBI's taxonomy places the organism in Eukaryota, Ciliophora, Heterotrichea, Heterotrichida, Blepharismidae.
AUGGCAAAUAAAAACAUUUACGAUUUGCCUGAAAACUCACCUUUAUCAAUUGAAAAUGAGAGCAUUUCUAGCGAUUCUAGGCAGUAUAGUCAAAUGUCUGAACAAGACGCUGAAUCAGCAUUUGCUACCCGCAGAGAACAAAUAAAAGCAGCACUUAUUUCCCAUUUUUUUAUCGAACAACAAACCAUCGUUCGGCCAAUGAUGGGGAUUAAAAAAUUAUAUAUUGUUCAAACUCGAUAAUUAAAUAUCAAAAAUAAGUAGCUUGAUUUUAAGGCUGAUAGGGGAGUGGAUUUAUUUCUAACGGCGUUAAAAUCAUUCAAUCAGGGAUAUGAGGAGUUAGAGUAAAAAAAUCACCCCAAAAGGCUAAAAUGCAAAGCAGCAAAACCUCUAACUCUUUUAUAGUUAACGCAUCUAAUCAUUCAGCUCCAGAAACACCGAAAAAAGCGUUUUCCAGACGAUCCUCAGUAAACUCUAUACAAAAAUCAUCUAAAAAAACUCCUGAAAAGAAAUUUAGUUCAACACCAUCUACGCCUCGGCGGGAUUUUUCAAAUCAAUCAUUAGCUAUUUCUAACAAAAAUCAAGAAGCUAACACGGGUGCAGGUCCAAUGAUCAUGCACUUUUGAUAGUGUACAUUUCACCAAAGUGCAUUAGGUUGAAAAUUGGCUGAAACUCUUUGAUAGUGAGACAUUUGGCCGAAAAUUCCGUUAAAUUAUGACCAAGUACCACACUAUUUGCAAAUUUUCGACAAAUAUACUUCGAUGAAAUGCACACUAUCAAAAAUAUACACUGUCAUUUUACAUGAAGCCGCUAACACUUCUGUUUCCUCAAUUCAUUUGAGACAAAUUUCAUUAAACCAAGUAUCCUCCAGUAAUGUAAGCUUUUCAAAAGAUAUUCAGAAUGACUUUAAACGAAAAAUGGACCAAAAAAUCACUGAGCCUGCAGUCAUAGAAAAAUAUGAUACCCUAUAUUAUCAUGUAUAAGUACAAUUAAUAAUUUAUUUUUGUAUAGCUUAAAAUUAAUCAAAAAAGCAUACAAAUGAGCCAUUGUGUGAGAGAGCAGUUAAGUGGAAAUUAAAUGCACAGAAUAAAUGAAACGAAAAGAAAAAAGAAAAUGAAGACGCUGAGAUGAAAGACUGCUCAUUUUACCCUAUAUUAAACGAUAAAAUAAACUUCGACAACUAUCAAGAUGAGGAUAUCUACACAAGACAGCUGAAAUGAAAAGAGCAAGCCCUGCUAAAAAAUGAAGAAAAUGCUAUAAAAAAGCACAUGAAAGAGCUAGAAGGGUGCACAUUCCGACCAAAAGUCCAUUCCAAAGCAAAAAGCCCAUUAAAAAGCUUAGGCGUCUAUAUGAGAAAUAUGAAGUGGAAAUCCCAAGUCGAGUCAAAAGUCGAAAAAAUCGAGCAGCAAAGCUUCAGUCAUUUGAGUUUUGAGCCAAAAAUCAACAUUUCUUCUAAAGGCCGACAAAGCGCUCUUGGUCAGUAUUUCCAUCAGGAUGGCUUAGUAAAGCGCUACAUGAAGCUUGACUAUCAGCUUAAUUCCAUCUCCAAACGAAUAGAGCAGGCUUUAUCUGAUGACCCUUUGUAUUAA